This is a messenger RNA of Zychaea mexicana, 597 nucleotides long. RefSeq lists its product as uncharacterized. The record is from RefSeq and is a predicted model, not a curated record. Lineage: Eukaryota; Fungi; Mucoromycota; Mucoromycetes; Mucorales; Lichtheimiaceae. The transcript has 3 exons. The coding region runs from base 94 to 414 and encodes 106 amino acids.
AAGCUUCGGCAUUCUAUAUAAAACAAGCGACACCCCUCCCCUCCGAUUGCGCGUUUGUUUUCUUUAACUUUUUCCUCAUUUAUCAGAACCAUCAUGACUGUCCAAGACCUCACAUCUGUCGAAGCUUUCCGAGAACUCAUCAAGAGUGACAAGCUUGUCAUUGUCUACGCGUGGACCCCACAGACCGAGGACCAAGGGAUGUUUGAAAUUGUCGAGGGGAUGUCCCAAGAUUACACUGAUGCCAUUUUUGCCAAGGUUAACGCUGAUGCGGUUCACGAUAUCUUUUACGAAGUUUCUGAUCAGAUUCUGCCUACCUUCUUGUUCUACAAGAACGGCCAAAAGGUUGAUGAAGUCCGUGAUGACAAGGACUCCAGCCAAGUCGAUGGCAAGAUCAAGGAACACCUUGCUCAAUAAAUUGUUACGUUUUUUUGUUAUCGCAACAUAUCCCACCUAAUCGCAUAUUUAUAUAUGCUCAUCUCGAAAUAAAAACAACGCUGCAUACGUAUAUAUAUCUUAUACCACAUUUGCCGUCAUUUAACUGUCCAUCGUCGUCACUCGUCAUCCAAUGUUAUCGGCCGCUUCCAAGCAUGCCACAGC